Closterium sp. Yama58-4 is the source of this 412-nucleotide messenger RNA. The record is from the annotation of a GenBank genome assembly. NCBI's taxonomy places the organism in Eukaryota, Viridiplantae, Streptophyta, Zygnematophyceae, Desmidiales, Closteriaceae.
AUGAACCGCAUGCGCCUGUUUGAGCUGCUGCUCUUCAUCCUCAACCACACCUGCUCCGGUGCCGAUGCGCGCGCUCUUGAUGGUGUCCUGCAGGCCCACGUGUCCCCAUCCGACCAAUCAUCGCGCCCCAUGGUGCUCGCGCCCCUCGUGGGCAUCGUGGGCGGCCUCUUCUCGCACGCGCUGCGGGCCAAUGGCAGCGCGCCAGCUGGCAUGGUGCGGUCGGUGCUGCAGGCAGACCCCUCCCUGGACUGCCUGGCGGGGCUGGGUUACCUGUUGGGGUUCGACUGGGAGAGUGAGUUCAGCAGCCCUCCCUCAGCCUGCCUGGCUGAUCUGCGCCUCUUUGUGGAUCAGCUCCGGCAUGAGCAGGCUGCUCGCAAGGCUGCUGCGGCUGCUGCUGCUGCCGCCGCUUCAG